This is a messenger RNA of Lactuca sativa (garden lettuce), 1197 nucleotides long. RefSeq lists its product as uncharacterized. Gene Ontology annotation, molecular function: zinc ion binding. NCBI's taxonomy places the organism in Eukaryota, Viridiplantae, Streptophyta, Magnoliopsida, Asterales, Asteraceae. The record is from RefSeq and is a predicted model, not a curated record.
AUGAGUUUCUUAACCAGUUAUGCUCAGAAGGUGGAGAAGAGAAAAAAGGUUGAAGAAAUGGAUAAUAGUGAGGAAUUAGACAAUAAUGUACUUGAGGAACAUCCUAUCUUUAAUCCUCAGGUACACUGGAAGAAACAAGUACCAAAUUUAGUCAUGAGUUUAAGAAUCCAAAACAACUUAAGAGCAUGUUAUGUGAUUAUGUUGCUAAGAAUGGCUAUCAACUAUGGUUCAAAAAAACAACAAAGGGCCAAACAGUAUGUUAUGGAUAUUAUUGAAGGUGCCCUUAUUGAUCAUUAUGCUAAGCUUUGGUCAUAUAGAGAGGAAAUUAGAAGAUCUAACCCUGGUUCAACAAUGAGCAUGGACGUACUUACAAUGCCAGAUGGAACUGAUCACUUUAAAGGGUGCACGAAGGUGAUUGGAAUUGAUGAAUGCUUCUUGAAAGGGUAUGCUACUUGUGAGUUGCUUUGUGUUAUGGGGAGAGAUGCUAGGGACCAAAUAUACCCAAUUGCAUGGGCAGUGGUAUGUGUUGAAAACAAGGAAAACUGGAAAUGGUUUCUGUUAUUGUUAAGUGAUGAUCUCAAUCUUGGUUUGGGACAAGGUUUAAAUCUUAUGUCAGACCAAUACAAGUUUGCAUGUAAUGCAACAACAGAACAAUCUUUCAAGGAAAUAAUGAAGGAUAUUGAGCUUAUGAGUCCAGAGGCAAGUAACUACUUGAUAGAGAAGGACCCUAGAACAUGGUCAAGAGCUUACUGUCAAGUUGGUAGAUGUUGUUCUAGUGUGGAGAAUAGAAGAUGUGAAAGUUUCAAUGCAGUCAUAGUUGAAGACAGUAAGAAACCUAUCAUCACAAUGCUUGAAGAAUUGAGAAUGUAUAUGAUGAACAAGUUAUUCACAGCAAAACUCAAUGGAUGGUCAAGUGAUGUUUCACCUGAAAUAAGGCUGAGGUUGAAUGAAUUAAAGGUUAAUCAAAGGUUUUGGGAGGUAUUGCCAAGUGGACUCAACCAGUUUGAGACUAGGUCGAGAAGUAAGGCAUAUGAUGUUGAUUUAGACAAGAGGACAUAUUUAUGCAUGAUGUGGCAACUUAAUGGUUAUGGGUGUGUUCAUUAUGUAGCUGCCAUUAGCUACCUCAAUAGAGAUGUGGAGAAAUACAUGGAUCCUUAUUUUUGUAGAGAAAUGUAUAUAAAGACCUACCAGUACUAA